Lobosporangium transversale is the source of this 423-nucleotide messenger RNA. RefSeq lists its product as hypothetical. The record is from RefSeq and is a predicted model, not a curated record. The coding region runs from base 1 to 423 and encodes 140 amino acids. Lineage: Eukaryota; Fungi; Mortierellomycota; Mortierellomycetes; Mortierellales; Mortierellaceae. The transcript has 4 exons.
AUGAAGGUCUCAAUCUUGGCAUUGGCUUCUGCUCUGACCCUUGCCCAUGCCGAGACACCAAAAGAAGCUACUGGGGAGCUCAGCUCAUUGUUGUUCCUGGACCUGAAAUUGAUGUUCAGCAACAGCAGGUGGACACAAGGCAAUGGCGAUGUCGAAGACCAGAUCUCAGAGGAGGGAAAAGAGGAGAAUGACAAUAAUGGCGACAGUUAUGAUGCCGAUGAAUAUGACAAUAUCUUUGGGGAUUACAAUGAGGAUAGUGCGACAGCAAAGAAGCAACAACAACAACAACAACAACAAGGUCCUCAGAUACAGUUUGAAUCGUUGAUCCCCAGCAACGACCACACAACGAACAGCUCUAAACCCUUAACCAUCACCAGGAGAAGGCCACAUCAAUAUGGCAGGAAGUCGCAUCAGCAUACAUGA